AUGAGUUUCCCAGGCUCCGGCGGGAAUAGUCCCGCGGCCUCAUCGAUGGCAUCGGGCAUGGGGAUUAGCGGUAGCAGCACCUCGGGGAUGAGUGAUCAGGAGGCUGCUAUGGUGAAAACAAUGACAGCAGCAAUGGAAUCCUGCCCCGUCAAAACGGUCAUGGCAGGCGGAAUGGGAUUCGCUCUCGGAGGUGCAUUCGGAUUAUUCAUGAGCAGUAUGUCCUACGACACCCCCCUGACCCCCCAAGGCCGCGAACUCUCCAGCCUCCCCGUCCGCGAGCAACUCCGCCGUGGCUUCAAAGAUAUGGGCAUGCGCUCCUUCAGCUCGGCCAAAAACUUUGCACUGGUAGGCGCAAUGUUCACCGGGACAGAGUGCUGUAUUGAAGGGUUGCGGGCGAAGAACGAUCUGGCAAACGGCGUGGCGGCCGGGUGUAUUACGGGCGGGGUGUUAGGGGCGAAGGCGGGGCCGCAAGCGGCGUUAUUGGGGUGUGCAGGGUUUGCGGCGUUUAGUGCGGCGAUUGAUGCGUGGAUGAGACAGCCGUCGGAUUGA
Molecule: messenger RNA, 549 nt
Organism: Paracoccidioides brasiliensis Pb18
Product: translocation channel protein TIM22
Exons: 3
Coding region: 1-549 (182 amino acids)
Biological process (GO): protein insertion into mitochondrial inner membrane
Cellular component (GO): TIM22 mitochondrial import inner membrane insertion complex
Molecular function (GO): transmembrane protein transporter activity
Source: RefSeq, a predicted model, not a curated record